Messenger RNA from Nannizzia gypsea CBS 118893, 1401 nucleotides. RefSeq lists its product as hypothetical. The transcript has 6 exons. Gene Ontology annotation, biological process: transmembrane transport. The record is from RefSeq and is a predicted model, not a curated record. Bases 1 to 1401 code for a protein of 466 amino acids. Lineage: Eukaryota; Fungi; Ascomycota; Eurotiomycetes; Onygenales; Arthrodermataceae. Gene Ontology annotation, molecular function: transmembrane transporter activity.
AUGGCCUGGCUUCAGGGAUUUCGGUCUUCAGAGUCGUUUGUCGUGACGACCGUAUCGAUUGCCAUUUUCACUAUCGUUCCUAUCAUGCCUCUCGCCCUGGUAGAGCGCAUCGGCGUCAGUCAGCAAGAUGUUCAACUAUGGGUCUCGAUUCUUCUCUCCGUGUACGGUGGCUCGAUACUGCUUGGAUCUCCAUUCUUCGGAUACUUCGCGGACCAUUGCAAACGUCGACGGAUGCCCUUUGUGGUAGGAUUAGUGUCCCUUUCUGCGUCCACUGGUCUAUUUGCAGUUGCUCGAUCCCUGCCCGUCCUCGUCAUUGCCCGCGCGCUGCAAGGACUAUCUGCUGCCGCCGUGUGGAUCGUCGGACUGUCUAUAAUCGCGGAUAAUGUGCCAACUGAGCGCGUCGCGGAGGCGAUGAGUUAUACGACUGUUGCGCUUGCGUGGGGAUCCUUGCUAGGUCCCGCUGUUGGCGGAGUGAUGUAUGAAAAGGUAGGCUUCUACGGGGCGUUUAUAGUCCCCAUAUGCUUGUUGGCUGUGGAUGUAGCCAUGCGGUUUGCAAUGAUUGAGCGAAAGAAAUCUACACAAGUCAACGAUUCUCCUAAAUUGAAACCCAGCGUCACCACCUCACCUACCGCAGAGUCCAGUAAUGGAGAAAGUUCUGCUGGCGGUAUCUCAGCCGUUAAUCACGGUAAUGAGCGAGCCCCUUUGCUAGGACAUUCAAAGCAAAAGGGCGAAGAUGCGCAGCAGAUUCAGACUGAAACGAGGGCGUCAGCCACUGUUUUCAGUUUAUUGUGCUCUCCGCGCUUGCCCCUGGCAUUGGUGUCAAUUGUGAUGAUUUCGCUCAUCGUUUCAUCUCUGGAUACCACCCUUCCCCUAUUUGUUAUGGAGAAAUUCCACUGGUCAUCUGGCGGUGCUGGCUUGAUAUUCAUGGUGCCUGCCAUCGCCAGCUUCUCUACUAUAUACAUUGCGGCGUUAGCUAGCAAGAUCGGACAUCGGAUCGUUGCAGCAGCUGCAUUCAUUCUCGCGGGGGUUUCGUGCUUCACGAUGCAACUUGUUCAACAAAAUACGACGAAUGAUAAAGUGCUUUUGGCUGGCAUUUUGUUUGUUCUGGGUGCCUGCAUUGCCACAGCCGAAAUGAUUGCGAUGACCGAAGUGUUGUACGCGAUUGAAGACCACGAGGCAGACUUCCCUGGGACGUUUGGUGCUACGCUCCCAAUUGCGCAGGCGUAUGCACUCUUCAACAUGGCACUGGCAGCAGGCCAGCUGCUAGGCCCGGUCGUAAUGGGCGUUAUCCGGGUUCACGCUGGGUGGCUUGGGUUGACGGUCACCCUUGGAGUGUGCUCCGUGCUGAUGUCCCUGCCUUACGUGCUUAUCAGAGGAAAGAAGACGGAGUGUUGUGUCUAA